Messenger RNA from Amoebophrya sp. A120, 345 nucleotides. The record is from the annotation of a GenBank genome assembly. Lineage: Eukaryota; Dinophyceae; Syndiniales; Amoebophryaceae.
AUGCACCACAACAUUUGUUUAUCGAGAUUAUCACAAUCGUCCAUUGCGCGCCGAAUUCACUGUUUUAUCUCAUGCACUAACUGUCAAUGUCGUUGUCGAACAGGAAGACAGACUGGAAAUAUGCAAACGCAAACACCGCUCGCAGUGGUACAAAGGGGGGUAGCUACUUGCAUGAGAGGUAAUAUCUACAAUGUCCACCUGUUCAUCAUGAUAUCGAGGAAGAAGAUACGUAGGGGUAGACUCGAGCAGAUACAGGUUUGUUUGUCGCUAUGUCCUACGAGUUUGUCACAAAAAGGUCGGGACGGGUCGGAGAUCAUAGAGACGCCCUAAAAUCGAUUUCGUAAG